AUGUGGGGUGGCGUCAAGGCGCGUGCACACCACGGCGACAUCUUUCGUGGGUGGAGUGCUAGCCAGGGGUUGGAGAACUUGCGGCGCAAAUUGUACCGGGAGCCUCGUCCGUGGUACUUGGCAUGGUCUUUGCAUCACCACAAGCACCUCCUGAGCGAUCACCACUGUGCUCGCUUGUUGGCGUGGUGCACAACUGUGAUGGACCUUGAGAAGCGAAAGACGGCAAAGCGUCAGGCGUACAUGUACUCCCAACAUGUUUUUCAGACCAUGGUUCACAGCCACAAAGUAGGAUCGGAGACGUAUCAAGAGUUUUUCAGACUUUGUGCUGCUGGGCGCGACUUGACGACGGCAUUUCGUUGGCAACAGUAUUUGGUGGAAACGGGUCAUCCAUUCUCCCUCUCCCACUAUACAUGGCUUUUACACAUUGCUGCUCUCUCGCCAAAUGAUGAAAGUGCCGAAGAUAUGGCGGAGGCAGUGUGGGAAAUGUACUUGGCCCGUUAUUUUCAUCUAGUGAAACAUGAAGUGACCGAUGGCACUGCCACCUUGCAAUUUCAAACCUCCGAUGAAGAAACCCGGGAAUUAGAGGGACUAUUUAGAGCUUUUAAGCAACUCCGCUCUAAAAUAUAUCAUUGCGCAAAGCCAGAACUCCUUGAGUUUAUCGAUGCUCUUCCUGAUGGCAGUUCUAACUCUGUCUCAAAUGAUACUUGGCCGCCAGUUAGCCGGCAUCAUACUUUUCGUCACUUGGAAGCGGGAGCGUCAUGGACUCCUCCAACGUUGUCACGCCCACACCUUCGGGAUUCUAUUUUGCACGAGAGCUUUACAAAUGACUUGGAACAGGCAGCCUUUGCGGGCAAUGUGCAGCGCGUGGUGGAGCUUGUGGAUGAGUACUUGCGGCGUAUUUCCGCUGAGAAGAGCAAAGAAAGCGCAAAAAAACACCGGGCGGGUGAACGGGAUAUUUGGCAUUGCUUUUCGGAUCCAUCGGCUGUUGCUUUUCGAAAGCCACUUGUUGAGGCAGGCGGCGUCACGGCGGAGCUUUAUCAUUACCUUAUUGUGGCAAUUUCGGCAACGAAGCCGUCACUGGCACUUCGUUCACUACGAUGCAUGGAAGAGAGCAAUCUUCAGGUGCUUGAUUUGACACGGGCAGUUAUGAUUGUGAGAUGUGAGGGCUCCUCAGCAGAUCAACAAGCACUUCUUCGGGAACAGAUCAAAGAAAUUGAAUUGAGACGGAAAAUUGACGAGGAUUACGAUCUCACACGAGAAGUUGAGCUCUUCUGGAAGUUCUGUUAUACAGAUUUUUUUCACUACCGCAAUGCGUUGAGUCGAAUGGAGUUGUAUCUUAUACUUAUGGAGGGUUUGGGGCCUGUCCGGGUUCAGGAACUGCUGAUGGAGGCAAAACUCCACGAGUCAUGCUCAAUGGAGGACGUGGUUGUGCUCGAUGAGAACUUCCGUGCGGCGGCUGCGGUGUAUUUUCGAUCUUGUUGCGGUGAAGUGGAUGUGAAUAAGGCGCUGGAUGACAUCACAGAGAAGAUGCCAAAACUUGACAUCAGUUUGGUGGGCUCUAUUCCCCAUUUCAGCGACUAUGCACUACCCGAAGGGGAGUUUGUCGCUACGGAUGCCUCUGCGUUACGAAACAAGUUGGUGGGGUUUAAAAGGAUCUUUAUUUUGGAUUCUUCCUUUGUAGAGACAAGCGAACACUUUAUUACGGUGGGGCAAACCUCUGAUGUUGAGGAUGAGGGGUCUUCUCUUCUUCUUAUUCCCUACUGCUGUCUGCAGCAGAUGUCCUUAACAAUUGAGCAAGAGAAUGAUAUUGUGACGAUGGAUGAGGCCCUGCAGGAGACCAACAAGGCUGAGCCUUUUAUUGCCUCGCAGCGGCUACGAAGUUUGUUUGCACUCCUGCGAGACGUGAAUAAAAAAAGACGAACUCGUGUUCUCCAUUUCAGUGAAUGUCUUAUGGCACACUCUGUGAUGGAGUCGCAGAUAAAGGCCGCGGUUCUUGAUCCCGCUCACUCGGACAACGAUCACUUGUUUUUGCUUCUUGCCAUGAUACGGACAAUAGCACCUGAGGAAGCCGAUGUGGUGCUCUGCACGAAUGAUGCAGCUCUUGUGAAAAUUUUUCACGAUGACAAGUCUGCUUCUUUUUUUGUUGGAAAAAUAAGCGUCAUGUCAUCACAGCCGCCGCCGCAGGUGUUGAAAAAUGGGGAAGACCUCAUCGAUGACAACCCUGAGUUGUGUAUGUCGAUGGAUUUUGAACCCAAAUUGCAGACUUCCACGUAUCUUGGAGAGAAGAGUCGCGUUCUGGAAGGAACUGCCAUGCUGCCCUCAAAAACACAAUUGCCCGAGGUGGAUGAACAUGUCUUGGGAACCGCAUGGCUUGACAUGCUUGACGGCGAGGAACAAAGGGAGAAGCCCAUGGAUUUAGCAAGCUGUACUCCUUGUUCUCAAGUUGAGGAUUCAAAAACAGGGGCUGCGAAGGAAAUGAAGCAUAUUGGCGAAAAGGAGAACGAGAAGGAGGAGGAUGAUGGGGAGGACGAUUUGGCAGCUCGAGAAAAUGAAAGGCUUAUGAACACAUACGACUCGGAGCAUGCGGUUGUACCAGUGGGAGCCUUGAUGGCGGAGGCGUCAUCAUUAGGAUCCGUGUUUGAGCAGUUUGAUGUUGUCGGGCCGGAUGCUGAAUUGGAGCGUGCCAUGGCGUCACCAGCGCCGUACGAAACACCCGGUCAACCGAGUGUCAGGCCUCGCAGAAGAACUCUGUUGGAAAUGGAGGCAAGAAGAAAUCGUGGCGCAUCUAGUAGGCAGCGAUUUCGUCUUGCAAGGCGAUUAAGUAACAUCUCGGGGGGACGCGUUCCGUUUAACUUCCGCUACAGGGUACUUGAGGUGAAUAUAGCGGACCCGAAAAAUAAAUCCUUCGUGGACGCCUACAAGAAAGGCGUGGCGAAAAAACGAGAGAGCUUCAAACGGAAGUUUAAGAAAUCCUAUCUGGUUGGCGGUAUUUCGCCGUAA
Molecule: messenger RNA, 3000 nt
Organism: Trypanosoma cruzi
Lineage: Eukaryota; Euglenozoa; Kinetoplastea; Trypanosomatida; Trypanosomatidae
Exons: 1
Coding region: 1-3000 (999 amino acids)
Source: RefSeq, a predicted model, not a curated record